Acomys russatus (golden spiny mouse) is the source of this 606-nucleotide messenger RNA. It is a transcript of the gene Guca1b, whose product is annotated as guanylate cyclase activator 1B. Lineage: Eukaryota; Metazoa; Chordata; Mammalia; Rodentia; Muridae. The coding region runs from base 1 to 606 and encodes 201 amino acids. Gene Ontology annotation, cellular component: cone photoreceptor outer segment; photoreceptor inner segment. Gene Ontology annotation, biological process: visual perception. The transcript has 4 exons. The record is from RefSeq and is a predicted model, not a curated record. Gene Ontology annotation, molecular function: calcium sensitive guanylate cyclase activator activity; calcium ion binding.
AUGGGGCAGCAGUUCAGCUGGGAGGAGGCGGAGGCCGCCGGGGAGAUGGAUGUGGCGGAGCUGCAGGAAUGGUACAAGAAGUUCGUGGUGGAGUGUCCCAGUGGGACCCUCUUCAUGCACGAGUUUAAGCGCUUCUUCAAGGUCACCGGCAACGAGGAGGCCACCCAGUAUGUGGAGGGCAUGUUCCGAGCCUUUGACAAGAACGGGGACAACACCAUUGACUUCCUGGAGUAUGUAGCAGCCCUGAACCUCGUUCUGAGGGGCACCCUGGAACACAAGCUCAAGUGGACCUUCAAGAUCUACGACAAGGACCGCAAUGGCUGCAUCGACCGCCUGGAGCUACUGGACAUUGUGGAGGCAAUUUACAAGCUGAAGAAAGCCUGCCGGGCGGAGCUGGACCUGGAGCAGCAGGGCCAGCUGCUCACACCUGAAGAGGUGGUGGAUAGGAUCUUCCUCCUGGUGGACGAGAAUGGAGAUGGCCAGCUGUCCCUGACCGAGUUCGUUGAAGGCGCCCGUCGAGACAAGUGGGUGAUGAAGAUGCUACAGAUGGAUGUCAACCCUGGCGGCUGGAUCACUCAGCAAAGGCGAAGAAGUGCCAUGUUCUGA